Phacochoerus africanus (Common warthog) is the source of this 3164-nucleotide messenger RNA. It is a transcript of the gene TMPRSS2, whose product is annotated as transmembrane serine protease 2. The transcript has 13 exons. Gene Ontology annotation, cellular component: membrane. Gene Ontology annotation, biological process: protein autoprocessing. The record is from RefSeq and is a predicted model, not a curated record. The coding region runs from base 435 to 1928 and encodes 497 amino acids. NCBI's taxonomy places the organism in Eukaryota, Metazoa, Chordata, Mammalia, Artiodactyla, Suidae. Gene Ontology annotation, molecular function: protein binding; serine-type endopeptidase activity.
ACGUGAGAGGGAGCCUCGCUCCUCCCCGGCCCCAAACUGCCCGCCGGGAACGGAAGCGCCCCCGGAGCUCCCUCUGGGUCCCGCCGAGAGCGCGUCCCGGGUUUUCCCGGGGGAAACUCCUCCCCCCGCCUCGCCGCCCCGCCCGGACCCGCCUCGCCCGGGACGGCCGUUCCCGUCCGUCCCCUCCCCCUGCCCGAGGUGACCCGGGACCGCGCUUGGGGGUGUCACCCUGGGCCCUGGGACACCGCCUCCGGGGAUUAAAGCCAGAGCCGGGGAAGAUCGGAACUCCGAGCUGGGCCGAGGAAGCCGCGAGCUUCGGAGGAGGCGGCGGAGAAGGAAGAGCGAGGGGCGGGGAGCGCGGGACCCGGAGCGCGGCAGGUCAACUUGAAAUUUCCAAAUACUUACCUGUACCUGAUGCUGCUGAUAAAAUCAGGAUGGCUUUAAACUCAGGAUCGCGGCCAGGUGUCGGGCCUUACUAUGAAAACCACGGAUACCAACCUGAAAGUGUCUACCCUCCGCAGCCCCCCGGGGCCCACAGGCCUUAUGGGGCGUAUCCGGCUCAGUACCACCCGCCCUCGGUCCCCCAGUAUGCCCCGAGGGUGCAGACGCACACUUCCACACCCGCCAUCGGCAGGCAGCCCAAACCCCCAUCCAGGACGAUGUGCUCUUCAAAGACCAAGAGAGCGCUGUGCAUCACCUUCGCCCUGGGGGCCAUCCUGGCAGGAGCGGUGCUAGCCACGGUCCUGCUCUGGAAGUUCAUGGAGAAGAAGAGGUGCUCCGCGCCCGAGAUGGAGUGCGGCUCCUCUGGGACCUGCAUCAGCCCCUCUCACUGGUGCGAUGGCAUCCUGCACUGUCCCGGCGGCGAGGACGAGAACCAGUGCGUUCGCCUGUACGGACCCAACUUCAUUCUUCAGGUGUACUCGGCUCAGAGGAAGUCCUGGUACCCUGUGUGCCAGGACGACUGGACUGAGAACUACGGGAGGGCGGCGUGCCAGGACAUGGGCUACCGGAAUAGCUUUUUCUCUAGCCAAGGAAUCGCCGAUGACAGCGGGGCCACGAGCUUUAUGAAGCUGAACAAAAGUGCCAACAGCGUGGAUCUCUAUAAAAAGCUGUACCACAGUGACGUCUGUGCUUCGAAGACGGUGGUUUCUUUACGCUGUAUAGAGUGCGGAGUCUCCGGGAAGACGAGCAACCAACAGAGCCGGAUCGUGGGCGGGUCCAGCGCAGCGCUGGGCGACUGGCCCUGGCAGGUCAGCCUGCACGUCCAGGGCAUCCACAUCUGCGGAGGCUCCAUCAUCACCCCCGAGUGGAUUGUGACGGCCGCCCACUGCUUGGAGGAACCUCUUAACAAUCCCAAGAUCUGGACGGCCUUUGCAGGAAUUUUGAGACAAUCGUUCAUGUUUUACGGCAGUGGAUACCGAGUGGCCAAAGUGAUUUCCCACCCGAACUAUGACCCCAAGACCAAAAACAACGACAUUGCUCUGAUGAAGCUGCAGACGCCGAUGACCUUCAACGACAAAGUGAAGCCGGUGUGUCUGCCCAACCCAGGCAUGAUGCUGGAGCCAACACAGUCCUGCUGGAUUUCCGGGUGGGGGGCCACCUACGAGAAAGGGAAAACCUCGGAGGUGCUGAACGCCGCUAUGGUGCGUCUCAUCGAGCCCUGGAGCUGCAACAGCAAGCAAGUGUACAACAACCUGAUCACGCCCGCCAUGAUCUGCGCAGGGUACCUGCAGGGAUCCGUCGACUCCUGCCAGGGUGACAGCGGAGGUCCUCUGGUCACUCUGAAGAGCAGCAUCUGGUGGCUGAUUGGGGACACCAGCUGGGGGUCCGGCUGUGCCAAGGCUUACCGACCGGGAGUGUACGCUAACGUGACAUUAUUUACCGACUGGAUUUAUCGACAAAUGAGGGUAACUCUCCCGUCCUCUUGAUGGGGGUCUCUGAUUCUCUGUGUCAAAGCCCAGACACCUGGAGGUAUGGUCCCAUGGCAUGUGGCGUCCCCUCCCCCACCGCUGGUAUUUGGAUGAAAACAUCUGGGGCUCAGCUCUGCAGGGUCCCGAACUAACGGUAAUGGGCUUCCUUGUGCGCUGCGGACCAGGCUUAGUUCUGGCUCAGCUGGCUGUGAUCACCCACCCACACGUCAACGAACCAAACUUCUGAUGAUGGUCAAGGAGCAGAGGGAGGCAGGUCAGCCAGCGGUGACUCUGCCCUGUCCUGUUCUGGGCAAUCGGAUGCCCCUUGGGUGGGGGAGCAGCUGAGGUUCUCAGGUACAAGGAGAGGUGGUGACGAGGGGAGAGGUCCCCGGAGUUCCCGCUAUCCUGCCAUCCCCCCGACUCUUGCCCUGGUCCAAGAUGCUCAGAUGCCCUGUCCUUGGGCUCUGCUUGAAUCCUGGGUGAAGAUCAGAGGUCUGUCCAUCACAGGGGCCUUGGAACUGGCAGCACCCACAGAUUUCGGCUCCUUCUAGGGCUAGGUUCGCGGUGGAAGAAAAAGUUCUAUUUUGUUCCUUCCCAAGUCACCAAAGGUGCCCAGAUGCCAGGAGAUGGGGCCAAACCAGAGGGCAUUGCCCAAUAAGGCCAGGCCUGCACCUUCCCUGAGUGAAAUCGUAGGACCUGCCAUCUUCAAGUGACCCUGGGGCCUGGCCAGUCCCCACCCCACAAAGGGCCCAGUGCUGGAAAUAAACAACCCCACUGUCUCAAGGGGGUUGAGUGGUGGAAGGAAUCUGGGAGGGGGCAGGCAGGGCUGGGGGGUGCAGGCAGCCGGGAACCUAGAGGGAUAUUAGCCAGGCCGUGGGGUGACCAUCCCUCCAGGAUGAGAGCGCAAACCACACAGUGUGUUCAGGUGCUUCUGGUGGCUCAGCACGGCCAGGCUGGGUGGCGGCAGAGAAAUCGGGGUAGAAAGUGGGAUCAUUAAACACUGAUGUCCUGGAGUUCCCGUCGUGGCUCAGUGGUUAACGAAUCCGACUAGGAACCAUGAGGUUGUGGGUUCGAUCCCUGGCCUUGCUCAGUGGGUUAAGGAUCCGGCGUGGCCGUGAGCUGUGGGGUAGGCCGCAGAUGCGGCUCGGAUCCCAUGUUGCUGUGGCUGUGGCGUAGGCCGCCGGCUACAGCUCUGAUUUGACCCUUAGCCCCUAGCCUGGGAACCUCCAUAUGCCAUGGGAACGGCCCUAAAAA